CAAUAUACCUAGCAUGGUAGUGUGUAUUUGUGUUUAUGUUCAGUUAAAUUGGUUGCUUGUGAGUUUGCUUCACAAACCUGCAGUGUAAAGGGACACGGUAUUUUUUUUUGAAUAAUUUAUAAUGGCUAAUAGCUACAGAAAACCUGCUUUUGGACCUAACCAGCGGAGAAAACCAGGUACCGGUAAUAAACCAGAGCUGGCGGAAGAGCAGAAGCAAGAAAUCAGGGAAGCGUUUGACUUGUUUGAUACGGAUGGGUCUGGCACCAUUGAUGUUAAAGAAUUGAAGGUUGCCAUGCGUGCAUUAGGGUUUGAACCGAAAAAAGAAGAAAUAAAGAAGAUGAUUGCUGAUGUUGAUAAGGAAGGAUCUGGAACAAUUGAUUUUAAUGACUUUUUAUCUAUGAUGACACAGAAAAUGAGUGAAAAGGACACCAAAGAAGAAAUUUUAAAAGCCUUUAGGUUGUUUGAUGAUGAUGGAACUGGCAAAAUAUCUUUCAAGAACCUUAAGAGAGUAGCUAAAGAACUUGGUGAAAAUCUGACUGAUGAAGAACUCCAGGAAAUGAUUGAUGAAGCCGACCGGGAUGGAGAUGGUGAGAUUAAUGAGCAAGAGUUUUUAAGAAUCAUGAAGAAAACAAGUCUGUAUUGAAAAUAAAUUGUGUAACAGCAGAGGAUUUCUUUCUUUUUCUACAGUGGUAUUGUAUGUUUCAAGAAGUAGGAUGUUAUGCACUUAUAUAUGUAUAACAUACCAUAAGUAAACAAUUUGUAGUUUAACUUGUGUCAUAGAAGUUUGUGCCUAUUUUAACUUGCACUAUGAUUUUUCUUUUUGACAUGUGUACUAUUGUUUGUUUCUUCCAUAUGGAAAUUUACAUAUUUUUUCUAAAUACCAAAAUAUGUAUGAUAUUGUAUGAAGCACUGAAUCAACAUUUUGCAACUGUUUAUAAAUUAAAUGUUUUAUUGCAGAAUAUGCAUGCUUUUAAUAAUUUAUAUUAUAUCCAGGUUUAUACAAUUCUUGACUCCAAUUGAAUAUAAACAAGAAGGAUACAUUAGUUAGGGUGGCUCUGAUAUUUUAUUUGUUUAAUUGAUUCUCUCAAUUCUACCUGUGCUGCUGUUUAUAUUGAUUUAUGGUACAUAAUGUACUGGAACUGCCAUUUUAGAGUUUCAGUAUGGAGGUGGUUCAAUGUGCUGAAGGGGGUUUUAUUGUGGGGGUCUUGACAUUUUGCUUCCCACCCCUGAUUUUGUACUGUGAAUCCCAUAAGCAUGAUGAACAUAUAAUAAAAGUAGUACCUUGCUAAAGUACCAAUUCUAGGCUGUCAGCCCACCUGGUUAUGAACCGUUUCCUCUUUAUUUUGUUUUGCUGCCUGCCUCUUCUCUUCCUGUGACGUUUGAGGUCCAAACCUUCCUAUUCUAGACUUUAGUAAACAAUUUUUCAACUUUUGUCUGUGUCUUUUUUUUUUUUUUUUUAUAUGAAUCUACAAUGCAUUUCAUAGUCUGGCCACAAAGUUGAGGACAGUACAGAUUGACCAUAAAUGCUUGGUACCAGACACAUGCAUGAUUUGUGUAUUUGGUAAUGUACAACAUAGUUUAAACAUACUUCCUUUUCUCUACAAUGUACAACAGAAUACUCCGUUAAUGCUGUGGUUAUUUCACUUGCAGUAUAAGGAUGACCAUAGACAACCUACUUACCCCUCGGGCUUGUGGGCGGCAAUCCUUAUUUGUGGGCUAACUACAGUACUUCAGGGAAUGUUCAUGUUGUAUCUUCUAUUUAUUCCAAAUAAUUGCUGAUCCUGAUGUCAUUUGAACUUUCAUUGAUUAAAUUGUGUAAGAUUUUAUGUACAGUGUUUGGUAUGCCUUUCAGAUCAAUAGAUAUUUUUUUUUUCAGUAAUUGUCACUUUUAUUCAUAAGCUAUUCUCUAUGACUAGUAAGUAGUAGUCACUGUAAUACAAAAGGGUGAACUGCUGAUAUGAAAACUAAUUAUUUUUGAGUGUGCUCAAUGUUAACAUUGCCUUAGGAAUUCCAGUGAAGUUAUUUAUUUCCAUCCCUUUUUCACUUUUGCCUGUUUUGGAAUGAUAUACAUGCAACAGUAGGGUUGGUCUAUUGCAAGGGGUAAGCAACAAAUAGAAGUGCUGUGGAUUUAUGUGGAUUAACUGUUUUGGCAACCUAAAAACAAAUUAAGUAAAAGUCUGACCAGUAAGGCACUCUCCCCCUAUUUUUUAAUCUUAAGUAAAGCUGAAUUAUAAUUUUUCAGCUAAUUAAAGUCCUGUGAUGUACUAUAUGUAAUCAAAUGUUUUAGUAGCACCUGUAAGGAGAGUCAGAGUACUAUCUAUA
This is a messenger RNA of Polyodon spathula (Mississippi paddlefish), 2322 nucleotides long. Its product is annotated as caltractin. The transcript has 5 exons. NCBI's taxonomy places the organism in Eukaryota, Metazoa, Chordata, Actinopteri, Acipenseriformes, Polyodontidae. Gene Ontology annotation, molecular function: calcium ion binding. Gene Ontology annotation, cellular component: centriole; centrosome. Gene Ontology annotation, biological process: nucleotide-excision repair; mitotic cell cycle; centriole replication. Bases 122 to 643 code for a protein of 173 amino acids. The record is from RefSeq and is a predicted model, not a curated record.